This is a messenger RNA of Aplosporella prunicola CBS 121167, 3218 nucleotides long. RefSeq lists its product as uncharacterized. The record is from RefSeq and is a predicted model, not a curated record. The transcript has a single exon. Lineage: Eukaryota; Fungi; Ascomycota; Dothideomycetes; Botryosphaeriales; Aplosporellaceae. The coding region runs from base 47 to 3064 and encodes 1005 amino acids.
CCUCAACGCCCCCUCAUCCAUCCAUCCUCUCCCAUCGACGCGCUCGAUGCACACAAAUUUCCACAAUGCUCUCAGUCGAACCUUUCGACAACAUCGUGCAUCGACGUCUGGCGCAUUUACGGUAGCAGCAUGGCUUGCGCCCGCUGUUCACCCAUCGCCACCAAGGAGACAACUUUCUGGAAGCAGUCGACACCCUGCAUCAGCGCCUCGUGAUGGUCAGGGAUGCUCAAAAGCGACUAGGAAUAGGCCGGCUGCGGCCUACCAACUUCGCCCUCCCGGACCGGAUACUCGAGAAGACCCGCAAGCCUGGAUCGCGAAACUUGAACCCCUUCUGCCAGUCCACCUUCAGGCGGCGGAUACAAGUCGCCAUGACACACGGUUAAAAAAGAGCAAGGAAGAGUAUGCGGUAGACAUAGCGGCAUUCUUGUCAAAAUCUCGCAAGUUGUCGUCUGUAGAUUUCCUAACCCACCUUGGGAUACAACAGGGAAGAUGGAAUGCCGUAAUGUGGAUUGUGAAGACUGUAGUAGAAAUCGAAAUCUCCCCUAUGGGAAGGCUCGAGGAGAUCGAUCCAUUCUCAUCCGUCAGUUGGCCCGGUGUAUCUUAUGACUUAGACGAAGCUACGGAAAAUGCGAUCGUGGCACAGGGAAAAGACACAGUUGGGCCUCUGCGGUACUCUAUGGACCAACUAAACGACUACAAAAGCAUGUCCGAUGAUGGGUUCCAUUACCGCAAGGGCGCGCUUGGCCAGAUAUGGAAGAGUUUAGCAAACAUGAUUUUGAUUGUUGCAAACGAUUGUCCAGCAACCUCCCACUUGAUCAUGUCGCACGUCCUAGAGCUGAUCGCCUACCUGCACCACGCUGGAAUUAUUCCAGAGUCUGUAUACCGUCACGAGUCAGCGGCCGAUCCUCUCGCCCCUCAACAACCACCUACUCUGUAUCUGCUGUCAUCAAAAAUCAUGGCGGCGUUAUCAGAUGCAUCCUGGAGAGCCUAUGAGGCCGCCGCGGCCUCCGAGUCCAAAACACAAGCGCAUUAUACAUUGCUUGGCCCGGAGAGGCCGGGUCCUCGUUACAAGAUGCACACGCCAGAGUUAGGCCCUGAAAUUUGGCUUGAAUUCGUGCUAUGGUCAUGCUUACAUGGCGGGUGGAUUGGGCAAGGCGCUGCCAUUCUCGAAAAAGUGACCAGCUACAAAGGGGAACAGCAAUGGUCGAUUUUACGACGCGACACAACCGAAGGCGAAUCGGAAUCUCGGAGCAUCAAAUGGGAUGAUGUCAAGCUGCUCGAACAACUUCGAGGGACUCAAGCGGGUUCGUCCGACCGCUUGAGGGUCCAAAGAACUAUAUCCAGCGAACUAGUUACAGCUUUUGUCGAUGCAUGUGUUGACAAUGUCCAUACUGGAAUCGGUUCUCGGGGACUUGCGCCUGAGGAAGCUCUGCGUUUAAUCAGCAGAUUCAAGGCCUUCUUGCACCGUCGCAAAUUAGGCCUUGGUUCGAUGUCAUGGGAGUCCGUAGUCGUUCGUUUGUUGGAAUCUGGGGGGUUCGAUAUUUGGAGAGAACCUUCCCUCGUACGGGAAUCUUUGCAUCUCAUCCCGCUACACGGCAAGGAAAGUGAAUAUCUCAACGCGCCGUUACCACGUCAUAACCUACCGGAUGCACCAUCCUACAUCACUGAAGGUUCGGCGAUCGCCGUUGGCACUUUGCACAACAUUAUACGCCUCUACGUGCGCCGAGGGGACGCCGCGGCCUCUUUAAAAACCUUUGAAGAGCUACAACUUUUGACCGAUCAGACUAAAAGGCGAUCCUUGCAACAGUUUUUCAAGCAGCUGAAUUCGCCAAGUGAAAACACAGAUGGCUAUCCACAAAUUUUCAACAGCAAUCUUUUUGGAGAAGACUUGUCUACUGCUUUUCCGCACGUACCGACGUACAUCUUGGGUCCGGUCCUAGAUGUCGCAACAAAUUCGGGAGCGUUUGACUUUGGAAGAUGGCUGCUAUACUCCGAGGACCUUGAUGGUCCUUUAAUCACCGAGGAAAUGUACCAUGAUAGCUCCAUUACGCCAGCUUUGAUCCGAUUUGCCAGCGAGGCUCAAGACAAGCAGCUCCUCAACAAGAUAAUUUCUGUGGACCAAGAUGGAGCGGAGAUGAGAUCAAUGACGUUUGAGGUCUUGAACGCAAUGGUGGAGAGCCAGAUCAAGCAGCAUCGCUGGAACUCCGUAGUCAAUGCCUUCAAGACUCUAGCUGCCGAUCCUGGCUAUGCCUUAGACGCUAAACAUGUGUCGAUGCUGGCAAAGCAAAUGGUCAUUCUGCGGCAGCAAGAUGCGGUAGAAAAAGAUUCUAAAAAGAAGACGGCAUUGGGUCCAGCGGAGUCACUGUUUAAUUUCAUACUCGAAAGAGGUUACGACCCAGGACGAGCUGCAACAAUCAACAGAAUUCAUGGCAUGCUUUGCGUCUUGUUAAGCAUUGGGCCGGAGUGGCACCCGUUUUGCUCGAAUUAUUUACCCGAUGAGCUGACUGGAAGAAUUGAAGAGAUGGUCCUCGAAGACGAUUUUGCCCGGAUUCUGGAAGGCGUCGCUGGAGCUCAUGGAAGCUUCAAAGCCGCAGGAAUGUUGAAGAAGUGGUGUCGAAAUGCCGAACAGACCAUAUUUACCCCCUUCUCGGGAGGUGUGUGGCGACUGUCCAAGGUGGAAUCGACCCGUUCUAGAAUUCUGUCCUUUUCUGCACCGGAAGUGAUUGAUGUGGGCUCAAACAUAUCCCUCAGGGGAUAUCGACUUCCGCUUAGCUUCCGUUUGCUCGGUAUAAUCUACCGGAAGGUUUUGCAAGAAGCAAAAGAACAUUCAUCACUCACCACUGACGGGGAGCGACAUGUUCCGGGGUCAAAAUUGCUCAAAUUCUGUGCAGAGAGUCUCCGAAGGCUGGGAAUGGAUGACAGUGACAUCGACCGCGAGCUAGAAGGAACGCUUUCGAAAGGCAUCUUUCCAUGGGUGCCGCAGUUCCUGGCGAGCAGCAUGAAGCGCCAAAGCACAGGAAUCAAGGAAGAUGACGAGGGAGGCGCCAAUGAUGCGGAAGAGUAGAUGUUACAUUCCAGAAUCAGCAGUAGUGCUAGCUAAAUCUCUCUAAUCAAACGCAUGACUUGACAAGCAGAACCGGGUUAAGCUAGUGAUGUUGUGCUUGUUUUUACUGUUACUAUAUGAAAUACUAAAGCUUUGUUGGGUUAAUAUCAAGUAC